Molecule: messenger RNA, 4610 nt
Organism: Struthio camelus australis
Lineage: Eukaryota; Metazoa; Chordata; Aves; Struthioniformes; Struthionidae
Source: RefSeq, a predicted model, not a curated record
CUUUACUUAGUGGUAAUAGGUAGUUUCAGGUUACUGUGGUAAUCCAUGCAAAACUAAUUGCCUAAUUAAAUGUAAGACAAGUCAGUGCGCUAACACACAUUGCACAAUAUUUGCUAUCAGCUUUUUAAUGACUAUAUGGCAUAUAUUGACAAAAGCAUAUGAAGCACUUUACAGAAGAAAUAUUCUGACCCUAUUUCUACUUCUGCAAAGUUAUAACAAGUAUUAAUAUGACUAAGUGGUGACACUCUCCAGUCUCAUCAGGUUUUAUAGAUUGGGUUGACAUUUUUUCUUCAUGUAUUUUACUAACAUUCUGAGAAAACAGAGAGUUCAAAGAUGAGUCUUCUAAAGAGGAACUUUAAAAAGAGGGAAGCGUCAGUGUAGCUCAGGUCAGAUUUCAGAACUGAUGGAUGUGAAAUGUAAAUCAGAGUUGGAGUGAAGGUUAUGAGGAAGUGGUUAUGUGGCUGUAUGACUUGGCUUGAGUUAGGAGAAUGAUAGGACUGUGAUAAAGAGCACAGAGUGUUGGCAGAAACACAGCCCUGAAGAAGCUCAAGAAGCUCACAACUAAUAUGGAAAGAUGAACGAGGGCAGAAACAAGAUUUGAAGAUGAGCUGAGCCAACAGGCAAGGACGCCUGUAAGAUACCAUUUUGGAGGCCUCUGCCAUAGUGAAUUAUAAACUAGAAGAGAGCUGUGGAAAGUUUGUGAGCCUCUUUGGAAAGGAGACAUAGACCGAAAAUGCCACCAGCAGUAACAGCGCCACAGUACCCACCCCCAGAUGGAGGCUGGGGAUGGGUUGUGGUCUUUGGGGCUUUUAUCUCCAUCGGAUUUUCCUAUGCAUUCCCCAAAGCCAUCACAGUAUUCUUCAAAGAAAUACAGGAAAUCUUCCACACAUCAUAUAGUGAGAUAGCUUGGAUAUCAUCAAUAAUGUUGGCUGUCAUGUAUGCAGGAGGUCCCAUAAGCAGCAUUUUAGUGAAUAAGUAUGGUAGCCGGCCUGUGAUGAUAGCAGGAGGUAUAUUGUGUUCAUUUGGAAUGAUUGCUUCCUCCUUCUGCAAUAGUGUCCUGGAACUUUAUCUAUGUAUUGGCGUUGUUGGAGGUCUGGGUUUAGCAUUCAACUUGCAGCCUGCCUUGACCAUGAUUGGCAAGUAUUUCUAUAAGAAGCGUCCCAUUGCUAAUGGAUUGGCCAUGGCUGGAAGUCCAGUGUUUCUAAGCACAUUGGCACCUCUCAAUCAAUUCCUCUUUAAUGCAUUUGGUUGGAAAGGAAGCUUUCUCAUUCUGGGAGGACUUCUUUUGAACUGCUGUGUGGCAGGAUCACUUAUGAGACCUGUUGGACCUAAAUCUGUUCCUCCUGUGAAAAAAGAUGUUGAGAAAGGCACAGGAGAUUCUGCCUUGCACAGAAACAACAAGAAGUCUUUUUGGCAAGCUGUGAAUAAAUACCUAGAUUUAUCCCUCUUCAAACACAGAGGUUUUCUGAUUUAUUUAUCGGGAAAUGUUAUUAUGUUUAUUGGUUUCUUCGCUCCAAUUGUAUUCCUGGCUCCUUAUGCCAAGCACAAGGGAAUUGAUGAAUAUUCUGCUGCUUUUUUGCUCUCUAUCUUAGCCUUUGUAGAUAUGUUUGCUAGGCCUUCGAUGGGACUUGUAGCAAACUCCAAGUUUAUCCGGCCAAAGAUCCAGUACUUUUUUAGUUUUGCUGUCUUGUACAAUGGUGUUUGUCAUAUCUUGUGCCCUCUGGCAACAAAUUACACUGGCUUGGUGAUAUAUUCUGUAUUUUUUGGGUUUGCGUUUGGAAUGGUUAGCAGUGUUCUUUUUGAGACAUUGAUGGACCUUGUUGGUGCUGCCAGAUUUUCCAGCGCUGUUGGACUUGUCACUAUAGUGGAAUGUUGCCCUGUUCUCCUAGGCCCUCCUCUAGGAGGUUGGUUAGUGGAUGUUACUGGUGAAUAUCAGUACAUGUAUUUUGUCUGCGGAGUGAUUGUGAUUGUGGCCAGUAUCUGGUUGUUCAUUGGCAAUGCCAUUAACUACAGGCUUUUGGCAAGAGAAAAGAAGUUAGAAGAUGAGAAGCAGAAAGCACAGAAGAAUGCUGACCCUAAAGAAGCCGAACCAUUAACAAACAAUGAGAAUGAAGAUGCUUCCAGCAGGGCCAACAAAGCUCUAGAAGAUCCUUCAGAAAGAGAAACCAAUAUUUAAUCUGCAGUAUAGCUCAGAAGUCAACAUUUAUGACUUCCAAUAGAAAUAUUUUUUCAAGAUACAGGCCAAGUUUUGUAGUAACAAUGAUCAGUCACAAUAUUGGAUGGGAACAGAUUUAUGCCCCAUGGCAAGACUCCAAGUUAAAUUACCAUUUGCAGUUUAUUUAUUUAUUUCAGUUAUACAAAAUUGAGGUCACAGAGGUAGUGAUUCCAUGCAAAUGAAUCCAUCCAAACUCUGGACAGAGUCAGGUAAGCCAGAUUAUAAAGCCUUCCAAUGACAGUUUCCUUUCAAAAGAACUUCUAAUGUAAAAGCAUCUCUUAAUCUGAUUUGGGAAUUCACUUUAUGUUCAUCUUUAGAAUAUUAGUAAAAUCUGUUGAAAUAAUCUGCCCACACUAUAUUUACAACUGAUGUUAAAAAAGAAUAUAAACUCAAUGAUUUGUUUCCAAAGAGAUAGAAUUACUAUGUGAAGCACACUGGAAACAUUUUUCCUUUUUGUAUGCCCACUAGAUUAAAAAUAUAUUGUGUCAAUAUGGAUGUGAAAGUUAGGGUUAGAAGGCAAACAGUUGGUAGGCUCUAUAUCUAAAAUGCAGUAAAAGUUGAAUUAAAGUAUAUUCCAGACGUUGUUUCUUCCAGAGAUAGCUGACUACACUGUACUUCACAUUCUGUGUUCAGACCUUACUAAUUGGAACUAAGCUAAAAUCUGCCUGUACAAAAAGGGGUUUUAAAUCAAGAUUUACGUUGCUAAGAAGAGUGACAAUCAGUCUGUUCAGUUUUGUAUUCAUGUUUGGUUGAAGGAACUGCAUUGGUCUGUGAAGCCUUCUUUCUCUAGGGACUUGAUUCAGAAGCCAUUGGUGUUAAAAGGAUAUUUUCCCUUGACUUUUGUGUCCUGAAUGUAUUUCAUGGCAAUUACUCCAAAUCAGGUUUAUUGAUAAGAAGUCAUUAGUUCUUUGACAGUCUGUUGAGGGGAGAUUUAAGGUCUAACUUCAGGUCCUUGCAGACAAGUAACUUCAUACCAGUUCGUACCUGCCUUUCCCACGUACUUAGUGAAAACCCACUUUUUUUUCGCAUUGCAGGUUUGAGCAAAAAUGCUGCAAGGCACGUCAACAGUGCUAGUCUGGGAGCCUUGUAUUGACAUAUCAUUUUUGUGCACAGUAUUUGGUCUUGUGUCUACAAUUCCACACAGAUACUCAUAUUAAAUAUCAAUUAAAAUGUACACUGCUGUUUUUCUUCUUUUAGGCAAAAGAAAACAUAAGUCUGCAAUUUUACUUUACAAAGAAUAUCUAGCAUUGCACUUAAAAGCCAAAAGUGAAAGCUUCUGAAAGUAUUAAAUGAAAAUAUUUUUGUUUUAUUUGUAGGUGAGGAGAGGUGCUAUUCACUUUGGAGAGAUGCAUGUAAAUGCCUCUGAAAUUGUGAAAAUUAAGGGUCUGAUUCAUAAAACAUUUAUGCACUGUUUAUGCAGGAUACAUGCACAUUCAGUUCAGGAAAAUGAAUAUCUCAUUUGAGCCCUCUUUCAAAUCUCAAAAAAGUGUAAAUGUAUGGACAGAAAGCUAUGUUAAACACAUUAUGAAGUGCCAAUAUCAAAAGAAAAAAAUGCAAUCAUAAAGUCCUGCCGGCGUAUGAGUGCUUUUAAGAAAGUCAUAUCCUAAUAGUAGUGUUCAAUAUGAUUAUUAUUAUUUUUUUUUAAAUUUGGUAGUGCUUGCUUCUGUUUUGCUGGGUUAUCACCAUAUAUACGAUGAACUUCUUCUGUAAUAUUGAACCUUUUAAUUACCUUCCACUAUUUUUGGGAAGCAGCAUCAUAAAUCUACUAUCAGCAUAGUACAUAAAUUAAUGCCUACAUUUCACCUAUUUGUCUUCAAGAACACCAAACAAUGUUUAAAAGUCUUGAAUUUUAUAGGAGCAUCGGCAACAAAAUAUGUGCGUUUCAGAGUUUUGGGAGAAAAAUCAUGUUUGAACAGUGAACUGUGAAGGAAGAAUGAUUGGCUUUGUAGUCUUGGUAAAAUUACAGUUUGUCUUCUAGCCCCCUGCUUCAGAGAAGAAAUAAGUACACUGCACCUCUUCCCAAGAUGUAGACCUGCCAGCACCCCAUGAGGUAAAGGCAUUGUUCUCUUUUUCGCUAUACAAAUACACAGGGUUAAUUCCAGAAUCCAUAGGCUGUGAAGGUGCUACAUGCCCAGAGGGAGAAAGAGGUGAGAAGUUUCAUAAACACUCAGCUUUCAUAUUGCUAGGAAUAUCAGUUAAAAAUGCUGGAUUGUGAAAGAUGAGCUAAAACUUUAGCUAAAGAGUAGUCAUCAGGAACAUCACUCUGCUUUUGACAGCAAGUGGUAAAAAGGCAGAGAUUAUUUGAAAAGAGAUGAAUAUAGAGGCUGAACCAAAAUGACUGAGGCAAAACUCUAGGUGCUUAUUAUCUCUUUGCAAAAAACAGCAUGAUUAAAAA